ACUGCUGACUUAAGCAUCGGAGUGUCUACCCCGAGGAUCCACCUCGGGGCCUUGCAGGUUGAUCUAGAGUGCAGAUACGAACUGAAGAAAGACUUCUGGUUUGGUGCAGUUACAUUUUGGCGCCGUCUGUGGGAAUCUGAACUAAAGGCUCCCUUGUUGCUCUUAUUAUGGUUAAAACUAGGUCAACCCGAGGGGGAAACUCGUCUCAGCCUCUUGGACGAGGUCAGAUCCCUAGCAACCUUCCACCUCACCCCCCACCCCCAAUCCCGAAUACAUUCCCUCAUGUUGACCAUACAGAAGGAGGGGAUGAAAAUCAGCCACACAAUUCGGCUCGCAACUCCACCUCUACUACUAACCAAGACGUAGUUGCAACUCAGUUCGCUGCCAUGCAGCAGCAGUUUGGUGUUUUUCAGCUGGUGCUGGCUCAGUUAUUAGCCCGGAACAAUCCUGGCGAUCCACUCAUCAACCUACUCAAUCCUGCUCCACAACCCCCAGCCCCACCACAAAAUCCUGAACCAGUUCAGCAUGCUCCCGUUGUUAGUGAAUCUCAGGGCCAAUCUCACAUCGCACCAGCUCAGCAACCCCUUCAUGAUGAUGUCACUCGACGUCUAGAUAGCUUAGAAAAGCUAGUGGUUGAACAGCGAGGUGCCCCACCUCCACACCCUGCUGCUGAUUCUGUACCCCACCCUCUCAACAACAAUAUUAUACUAGAACCUUAUCCCACUGGCUUCAGAAUACCACAGCUUGAAACUUAUGACGGGACGAAGGACCCCGAUGAUCAUCUACAUGCUUUCUACUCUUGCAUUCUGCCUCCGAGGUCAAUCAACUCUUACACAGAACUGGCAUCUGCUUUUGCCACAAAGUUUUCCAGUAGAAGGUUGAUCAAGAAAACCACUUCUGAGCUGAUGCGAGUUAAGCAGAGGGACGGAGAGUCUUUGAAGAAUUUUAUGAGCAGAUUCAAUGAUGCAGUGCUGGAGGUUAAUUCUUUUGACCAAGCUGUGGGAAUUACAGCUGUGAUCUUGGGUCUUAGCCAUGAGAGGUUCCGAGAUAGUCUGCUCAAACAUCUUGCCAACACCUUCAGCGAGGUAAAUGACAGAUCGUUGAAAUUCAUAACCGCUGAGGAAUAUGCCCUGUCGCAGAACAUAACUCCUAUUAAGAACCAACACCCGGACUGGAGAGAUGAGAAUCCGAACAGGAAACGGAUGAAGACAACACAGAACCGAGGUCCGAUGCCAACUUCCACCCUAAGAUUCGGAAGGCCGAACUCAGCACCUCCGCAACAACCUGCAGGUAAACCUCCAGUUAAUUGGACUCCUUUUAAUUUACCGAGGUCACAAAUCUUUAUGCAGAUUAAGAAUAAGAUGGACUUGAGACGUCCGGGUCCAAUGAGAACUGCUGCUGCUACCAGAGACCAUACAAGGUAUUGUGAUUUUCAUCAAGAUCACGGUCAUACAACAGAGCAAUGCAAUAGUCUGAGGGAACAAAGGCCACAGCAUCAAGGAGUCCACAAUCCCCCAAACAGACAAGGUGUGGGAUAUCAGCAAGCCCCACCACCACUCCCACCACCAGCUAGAGUCAUACACAUGAUUACGGGAGGUCUGGAAGUAGUCGUCACACCUCACAAUGAUCCCCUAGUCACUUCUAUCACGAUCAACAAUUGUGAGGUGCAGCGUGUCCUUGUUGACACAGGGAGUGCACCAAACAUCAUGUACUUCCAUUGUUUUGAGAGUCUGGGGUUGGAUCCGGCUUUGUUGCAGCGGUAUGAUGGUCCUAUCUACGGAUUCAACAACCAGCCAGUUCCAGUUGAAGGAGUCCUCACCAUGAAUGUUGCAUUUGGAAGUGGCCGGAGUUAUGUGACCCCUUCAGUUAGGUUUCUGGUAGUCAAGAUGGCGUCCUCAUUCAACAUCGUCAUCGGCCGACCCACACUGACUGAAAUCCGAGCUGUGGUCUCCCAGUCUCACCUAUGCAUGAAAUUCCCAACUCCUACAGGAAUAGCAACGCUGCGAGGCAACCAGGAGGUGGCCCGACAUUGUUAUAUCACCUCGGUAACACAACCUCAGAAGGGCAAGGCUCAGACACCCGAGAUUAAUCCCAAACGGAUUCCUGAUGAUCGACAAGUUAUGGGUGUUGAGAUAGUAGAUAACCGACCAGAAGAUGAAACUAGAGCUGCUCCAGUAGAAGAUGUGGAGGAGGUACAGAUUGAUGACAGAGAUCCGAGCCGGAAAACGCAAAUUGGGACUAAAUUGAACCCGGAGGAAAGAGCAGAGCUAAUAGCUUUUCUUCGGCCCAAUAAAGAUGUUUUUGCGUGGACUUCAGCAGACAUGCCGGGAAUUCCCACUUCAGUUAUUAAAGAAGAAGUCGAGAAACUCCUACAAGCCGGCUUUAUCAGAAGGAUAGAUUACUGUGAGUGGGUUGCCAAUCCGGUGUUGGUGAAAAAAGCGAACGGUAAGUGGCGGAUGUGCAUUGAUUACACUAACCUCAAUGAUGCAUGUCCAAAAGACUGUUAUCCAAUGCCAAACAUUGAUAAGCUGGUUGAGGCAGCUUCGGGAAAUGAGAGAUUAAGCCUCUUGGAUGCGUACUCAGGUUACCACCAGGUCCCAAUGGCUGCGGAGGAUGAAGAAAAAACCUUGUUCUAUGCUGGCGAUGAGAUCUAUUACUAUGUAAUGAUGCCCUUCGGCUUGAAGAACGCAGGUGCCACUUACCAGAAGAUGGUUACCAUCGUAUUUCGAGCUCAGAUAGGACGGAAUCUGGAAGUUUAUGUUGAUGAGAUAGUGGUAAAGAGUUUGAAAGUUGACGAUCACUUAACCGACCUUGAGGAGACAUUCAACAAUCUCAGACAGAAUAGAAUGAGGUUAAACCCAGCCAAAUGCAUCUUUGGUGUGGAGUCUGGAAAAUUCCUGGGUUUCAUGGUUUCUUGGAAAGGGAUUGAGGUCAACCUAGAGAAGAUCAGAGCAAUUGCCGAGAUGGAACCGCCGAAGUCAGUGAAGGAUAUACAGAGGUUGAUUGGAAGGGUAGCAGCUCUUCAUCGGUUCAUAUCGAAGUCAGCAGAUAAGUGCCUACCGUUUUUCAAAAUUAUGCGGUCAGCUGCCCAAAAGGAUGAAUCGAAUGAAGCCAUUAGUUCGGUUCUGGUAAGAGAAGAAGCCAAGCAGCAGAAACCAAUAUAUUAUAUCAGUAGUGUGCUGCAUGGAGCCGAGCUGAGGUAUCCUAUAGCUGAGAAAGCAGCUUUAGCAGUUUUCAUUUCGGCCAAAAAGUUGAGGCCAUAUUUCCAGUCGCACCCGAUCAUUAUUCUUACAGACCAACCCCUUCGGCAGAUUCUGCAAAAGCCUGAGUGUAAUUCCAUUCCUACUCCGGAGCCUAAUAACUGGACCUUAUAUGUUGAUAGGGCAUCUAGUAGCAAAGGUUCAGAAGCUGGUGCUUUCUUGAUCGGCCCAGAUGGAUACCGAAGUGAACAUGCUUUGAAAUUUAACUUCGGUGCAACAAAUAACAUGGCUGAGUAUGAAGCCCUGCUACUUGCUCUGGUGGCCAAGCUGAAGUGCAAAUUCCAGAAAUUCUGUCUGAGCAAAAUCCCCCGAACUGAGAAUGAACAGGCAGAUUCACUCUCUAAAUUCGCCUCUGAUAGUUCUUCACAUUCCAGAUCAGUUUUUGUGGAGGUCUUAGAUGAACCAAGCUUCAUGAAGCCACGGGAGGCAAUGAAGUUGAGGAGGAAAGCAUCUCGGUAUACACUUGUUAAUGGGGUCCUCUAUAAGCGAUCUUUCUCUCUCCCUCUUCUACGGUGCUUGAAUCCCUAUGAAGCAGAAUAUGCACUCAGGGAGGUGCAUGAAGGUGUCUGCGGAAGUCAUGUGGGGGCCCGAACUUUGGCUCAUAAAGUCCUUAGACAGGGUUAUUAUUGGCCCAACAUGUACAAGGAUGCCACUCACUUUGUUCAGAGAUGCUUGAAAUGCCAGUUCUUUGCGCACUUGACUCACCAGCCUGCAGAAGAGCUCACUACUCUGGUAGCACCGUGGCCAUUUGCUCAGUGGGGAUUGGAUCUUUUGGGUCCGUUCGUGAAGGGGGUUGGUGGUGUAACCCACUUGAUUGUUGGUGUAGAUUAUUUCACAAAGUGGGUUGAAGUUCGGCCGUUAUCCAGUCUUACUUCCAAGAAGGUUGAAGACUUUGUUUUCAGCUCAAUCAUCUGCAGAUACGGGAUCCCAAAUCAGAUUGUGGCUGAUAAUGGAACUCAAUUUAACUGCACCUCUUUUCGAGAUUUCUAUUCCAGCUACGGGAUAAAACUGCAGUUCACCUCGGUUUACCAUCCGGAGUCCAACGGCAUGGUCGAAUCUGUAAACAAGUGCAUCUUAGAAGGUAUAAAGCCAAGGCUAGAACAACACAAGACCAAAUGGGCAAACGAGCUCAACAACGUCCUCUGGGCAUACAGAACUACGAGUCGAACUGCCACAGGUGAAACACCCUAUCAUCUGGCCUUUGGUACCGAAGCAGUCAUUCCUAUCGAGAUAGGAGUUCCAAGCUUCAGAGUCACCCAUUUCGAUGAAGGACGAAAUGGACAACUGCUUCGGGAAAACCUUGAUUUGCUUGAUGACGUUAGAGAAGAAGCACGACUUCGAACUCUAGUCUACAAGCAGAAAAUAGCAAACUUCUAUAACAAACGAGUUCGACCCCGAACAUUCAAAGUAGGAGACCUUGUCCUCAAUAAAGCUGGUUUGACGGGAGUCGAAACUUGAUUCGGCAAGUUGGCACCAAACUGGGAAGGCCCCUACACUGUUCCCGAAGUGCCGCACCCAGGUGCAUAUAUUCUAUGGGACACUGAAGGCAACCGGGUUCCCAGGGUCUGGAAUGUCAAUAAUUUGAAGAAAUUCUACCCUUAGCACACUUCGUUCCAGUAAACUUUGUCUUAUCGCCAUCUUUCUGUUCAAUGUAUAUUAAAACUCAAUUCCUUUA
Molecule: messenger RNA, 4935 nt
Organism: Rubroshorea leprosula
Lineage: Eukaryota; Viridiplantae; Streptophyta; Magnoliopsida; Malvales; Dipterocarpaceae
Source: the annotation of a GenBank genome assembly